Diaporthe citri is the source of this 426-nucleotide messenger RNA. RefSeq lists its product as uncharacterized. The coding region runs from base 1 to 426 and encodes 141 amino acids. The record is from RefSeq and is a predicted model, not a curated record. NCBI's taxonomy places the organism in Eukaryota, Fungi, Ascomycota, Sordariomycetes, Diaporthales, Diaporthaceae. The transcript has 3 exons.
AUGUUUCAGCGCAUCACUAUACCGGAAGCAUUACACCAGGCCGAUAAGGAGAAGAUGGGGUUCAUCGAUCGAUAUAUCUUUCCAGGAGGCUACUUACCAUCAACAAUGCAGCUGAUCAACCGUAUCAGCACGCAAUCUAAGGGCAGUCUGACCCUGGAACGGGUUGAAAAUAUCGGGGGCCAUUACACAAGAGCCCUACAGCUGUGGAGAGCAGCUUUUCUGCUCAAUUUCGAUGAUAAAAUCAGACCCGCUUUGUUGGAUAGCUAUCCUGAGAUGUCAAAAGAGGCUACCGAAGUGUUCCACAAGAAAUGGGAGUACUACUUUGCUUACUGCGAGGCCGGCUUCUGGACCAAGACCUUGGGCGAUGUCAUCAUCACGGUCGGUCGAGCUGGAGCCUUAGAGCUCGUGGAAGGGAUACCACUGUAA